CAAACUUCGGUCUUCUCAUCUAUCAUCUUGACACUCUUUCAUUAUCUGUGCUUGAGAUUCUCCUCAAAUACAUACAUGUUGAACGAUCUGGAUAGGUGUAGUAAUAACCAUCUUCGUUUCCUCUUCUUUCAAAUUCCGUUUUCGUCCACAGCCCAGCAUUCACGUCUGACCCAUGGAGAAUCAAUCUUCAUACGAGAUGUCCCCUCACUUUUCUAAAUGCGGAGAUCACAAGAGUCUUAGUUUUUAUCUGUUCUUCUUUUCAGAUUUCAUCACACACUGUCUUCUUUGCAUAAUUAUACAAGAAGCUACGAAGAUACGAACGAAUGUCUUCGGCUGGGGAUCAUCGGCCCAAGGAAAAAAUGAACCCCGCACUCUAUAUUUGCUGUGCAAUGUCACCCGCGAGUUUUCCCGAAACACUUUGUUUGGGAAAGAUGAGAUGAAAAUUAAAAGUACUGGUAUUUUCAUAUUUUGAGUUAAACAACAAUGUAUAAAUCUCAGCCGUUUCUUCUUAUCUAUUUUGUGCAAGCUAUUGUGCGUUUCAACCUUUUGUCUUUCGUGUAUUAUAUUAGCCAACUCAAAAUGCAUUCCAUCCUUUCACUUCCCUUCAUAUUCUCAAUCCUCAUCACUCUCGCUCCAGCAGACCCAACACCAUGUCUCUGCACCACCUACUCUCAAAUCGCUCCCGCCGUCGCAUCCUGUACAUCCAUCAUCC
Mollisia scopiformis is the source of this 712-nucleotide messenger RNA. RefSeq lists its product as uncharacterized. Bases 173 to 472 code for a protein of 99 amino acids. The record is from RefSeq and is a predicted model, not a curated record. The transcript has a single exon. NCBI's taxonomy places the organism in Eukaryota, Fungi, Ascomycota, Leotiomycetes, Helotiales, Mollisiaceae.